AUGAAUGCUACAGCAGAUUAUUUGGACUAUAAUUAUAGCAGAAUUUCCCAUGAAGACGAAACUAUCAUUUUCUCUGUUGUAUUGAUCAUCUGCUGUAUUGGAGCCCCAUUAAAUGGAAUUGUUAUCUGGCUGCUUGGCUUCCAAAUUAAGAGAAACCCUUUCACAGUAUUGAUUCUUAAUUUAGCUAUUGCCGACUUUGGGUCUCUCAUCUUUAUGACUAUAUCUUGUAUUAACAUCUUUAUAGGUUUUAUACAGUCAGAAAUUCUCCAGCAAAUCUUCACGUCUCUCUUCAAUGUUACAUAUAUCAACGGUCUGUUUCUUCUGACAGCCAUCAGUAUAGACCGAUGCGUGUCUGUCCUUUUCCCAAUCUGGCAUCGCUGUUCCCGGCCAAAAUAUUUGUCCCCUGCUGUCUGUGCCAUCCUCUGGAGCUUCUCUUUAUUCCUGAAUGGAAUUAGCCUCAAUCUUGAUAGUUUACGUUUUUCUUAUACCCUCCAUGAUCUCCACUUGAUUGUGACUGCUGUGCUUUGCCUUCCGUUGAUCAUAACCUCUAUUGUGAUCCUGUUCAUCAAAAUAUGUCUUAAAUCAAAACAGCUCAAACGUGGAAGAAUCCUAGUGAUGGUCUUAAUUAAUCUUCUCUGUUUUCUUAUUUUUACACUCCCAUUAUAUAUCUAUGUGUUCAUUACUCAUUUUAUUCAGAAGUGGGAUUUGAUUGAUAGUAAUGAAUUAAAGUUCUACUACCGUCUGUGUGCUUCUCUAAAUUGCAGCAUUAACCCAGUGAUCUAUUUUCUGGUUGGGAGAAAGAAAAAAGCUCGCUCGAGGGAGAGCAUCAAGGUCAUUUUUCAAAGAGUUUUCAGGGAAGACGAAGCUCCUGAAAUCUGA
Molecule: messenger RNA, 879 nt
Organism: Crotalus tigris (Tiger rattlesnake)
Lineage: Eukaryota; Metazoa; Chordata; Lepidosauria; Squamata; Viperidae
Product: mas-related G-protein coupled receptor member H-like
Exons: 1
Coding region: 1-879 (292 amino acids)
Biological process (GO): G protein-coupled receptor signaling pathway
Cellular component (GO): membrane
Molecular function (GO): G protein-coupled receptor activity
Source: RefSeq, a predicted model, not a curated record